Rosa rugosa (rugosa rose) is the source of this 765-nucleotide messenger RNA. Its product is annotated as probable LRR receptor-like serine/threonine-protein kinase At3g47570. Gene Ontology annotation, biological process: protein phosphorylation. The transcript has 2 exons. Bases 1 to 447 code for a protein of 148 amino acids. NCBI's taxonomy places the organism in Eukaryota, Viridiplantae, Streptophyta, Magnoliopsida, Rosales, Rosaceae. Gene Ontology annotation, molecular function: protein kinase activity; ATP binding. The record is from RefSeq and is a predicted model, not a curated record.
AUGAGUGUUUUUGGAAAUCAAUUAAGCUCCAUUGGAAUUAGAGGAUCGGUUGGCUAUGUUGCACCAGAGUAUGGUAUGGGAAGUGAGGUAUCUACAUACAGGGAUAUCUACAGCUUUGGCAUUCUCUUGUUAGAAAUGUUUACGGGGAAGCGACCCACUGAUCACAUGUUCAGUGAUAGCUUGAAGCUUCAUAAUUAUGUAAAGACAACUCUCCCUGAACUGGUUUCAGAGAUUUCAGAAUCACUACUUCUUCAAGAAGGCACCACCAAUGUAGCUGAAGCUCACAGGCACAACCGAUUGAAUGUGAGAGCACAGAAAAUUGAAGAGUGCUUGACUCUGAUACUUGGUAUAGGAAUUGCAUGUUCUGUUGAAUCCCCCACAAACAGAAAGGAUAUCAGUGAUGCUGCAUCUGAAUUGCAAUCCAUUAGUCGCAAUCUUCUCAACUAGAACCUUUCAAAUUAUUAUGUUUUGUGAUGGCUAAUAACUUGUUGUAUGGUUCUUGUAUUCUGAUCUGUUUUGUUUUUGAAUUCUCUGAAGUCCUGUUGCUACCAUAGUGGUUCUUGAUAUUUGCAUGUUAAUGUACUAAAAUGAAUACAGAAGAGUACUAAUGCUUAUUGUAAAUAUGUAUCCUAAAUCGAAACACGUACAUGAUCCCAUUCGGAUCAAUGAAUCAAGCUGAAGCUGUCAUGAGCGUGAUCAGUUGUAUUGCAACAUCCUGACCUUCAUUCAGUUGUGUUGUGAUUUAGCAUGUAUUUUUCCCAAUUG